Molecule: messenger RNA, 9526 nt
Organism: Oncorhynchus kisutch (coho salmon)
Lineage: Eukaryota; Metazoa; Chordata; Actinopteri; Salmoniformes; Salmonidae
Product: centrosome-associated protein CEP250
Exons: 16
Coding region: 602-6970 (2122 amino acids)
Biological process (GO): regulation of G2/M transition of mitotic cell cycle; mitotic cell cycle; metaphase chromosome alignment
Cellular component (GO): nucleus; chromosome, centromeric region; spindle pole
Molecular function (GO): dynein complex binding; microtubule binding
Source: RefSeq, a predicted model, not a curated record
CACCGACCCCUCUCUUCUGGCCAUGCCUCACCGACCCCUCUCUUCUGGCCAUACCUCACCGACCCCUCUCUUCUGGCCAUACCUCACCAACCCCCUCUUCUGACCAUACCUCACCGACCCCUCUCUUCUGGCAAUACCUCACCGAACCCUCUCUUCUGGCAAUACCUCACCGAACCCGCUCUUCUGGCAAUACCUCACCGACCCCUCUCUUCUGGCAAUACCUCACCGACCCCUCUCUUCUGGCCAUACCUCACCGAACCCCUCCCUCUCACGACACAUCGUUUUAUUGUUGGCUCGUCAGGCGGCACGAGACUCGCGGGUUUUAGCGUGCAGUUGUUGAAAUGAAAUGCUAACACAUUUUGAAACCAUCAUUAGACACGCGGCUGCUGAAACAUUUACAUUAAACUUGUAAUCCACCACAUGUGAAGGAACAAAUCGAAGUGUAUCUGAAGUUGUCGCGUUGGAGCAUUUGGAUUUCACAUCAAUAUAAACAGGAUUGCGACAUAAAUGCCUUAACUUCCUGGGGCGUAUUGGUCUUACCAGACUGGUUCUCCAGUGUACCAACUCUGGUGUCUGAGACAUCUACCCUGAUCGGGAGGAGAUGAGCUGGGCAGAGGAGGACUGGACGGUGGGCCUGUCUGGCCGGGCCCUGCAGAAGGUCAAGGAGCUGCAGGUCCAGCAAGAGAGGCUGAACAGAGAGAGACAGCAGAAACAGCUGCAGCUGGACAGCACACAGACCUCCCUCAACAAACAGACUGUCAAGUAUGAGGAGGUGCGCGGGGAGCUGCAGUGUGUACAGAGGGAGUUACAGGGGGCUCGUGAGGAGGUGCAGGCAGGUGCGUGUGCGCGGGAGCGUCUGUCUCAGGAUCUCCAAGUGAAACAGGCCCAGGUGUGUUCACUGGAGGGACAGCUGGGCUCAGCACGAACCCUCACACACACCCUCGAAAAGGAGGUCAAAAGGUUGGAGGCAGAGCUAGAGAAGUUACAGAUCACUAACAGCUCUGGAGAUUCCAUGUUGUUUUCCACCCCAUGCUGGAGUAUGACAUCACCAUGGGACCACAAUGGUGGGAGACAGGAGGAAAGGCAGGGACACAGAGGCGAGGGGGACAAUAAAGCACCACACGUCAGACAACAGCUCAAAUUCUCUGAACCUGGAUUCUCACCCACGCCCAUGUUCCCACAACAACAAGCCAAGGGCACGUCCCACCGGCGCCUGUCACACCAAUCAGACUCCUCCACUCCCUCAGCUGUGUUUCCAUGGGAACGAGAAGACCCAAAGCCUUCCACCAGGGGACGACCCGCUCCUCCUCUCCCCUCCUCCAGCAAUGUCAGACGAGGCCAGGAAGCUGAGGAUUGUGGGAUGGUGGAGGAAUUCAGGAGAGAGACAGACAAGUCGGGGUGUGUAGCAGAGCUGCAGGGGCGUAUGCGUGGCCUACAAGGGGAGCUGAAGGCUGAGUGUGAGCGGUUCAGACAAACCCAGGAUGCUCUAGCCAACGCCAGGAAAGACCUGACCACCAGAGAACAAAGUCUACAGAGGGCCAAGGAUGAACUGAGCCUCGCUCACACGCGCAUCUCACAGGAGAGCGAUCGGGCCCAGUCGUUGGAGCAGCGAGUGAAGCAGCUGCAGGAGGAACUGAAGUGUCAGAGACAGAACACUGAGAGCAGCCGCCUGCAGCACCAGCAACGCACCAGAGACCUGGACAAGCAACACCAGAGGGACUUGUUGGAGCUGCAGAAAGAGUGUCAGUCUGUGGAGAAACAGCACCAGCUGGAUGUUAACAAACUGAACCAGGAGGUCCAGCAGGCCAGAACACUACACAACACACUACAGGCCCAGUCUGAGAAGGUGACCCUUCAGAAGCAGGCGUUGGAGAGGGAUGUAGACAUUCUGAAAGAGAAAGUCAAAUGGACUGAGGGGGAACUGAAGGAGAGCCAGAAGAAAGAGGCCCAAACACAAACCAAACUAACGGAGACGGUGCUUGAGAGGGAGGGGUUGAAUGUUACUCUGGAGCAGAACAGGAGGAGAGAGAGGGGACUGGAGGAGGAGGUGAAGAAUCUGACUGAUGAUCUGGCUGAGGCCCUCCGACGUGUCAAAGAACUAGAAGACCAGAAGACAGUCCAGCCCUCUGUUGCUCCAGCUCCAGUUCCGUUUAGCCCUGCAGGACAGAGCUUUUCCCCAGUCUCACCACCACGACAUGGCCGCCACGCCCCACACACACCCUCGGCUCAGACCAACAGACCUGCCAGAGAGGAGCGAGCGAGGGAGGGAGAGGAGAGAGGGAAUGAGGAACAGAGAGCAAAGUACCCCACAGAGAGAGAACCUGGAGAGGGCAUUGACUCAGAACACAUCACUGCGUUUGGAUCCACAGACUCUGAAAAACGACAGAGGGCAGGAGGGAGGGGGGAGGAGAGGAAACGAGAGAAUGAGAGAAAAGACGAGGCAGAGUCCGUAGUAGAUGGCUGCAUCCCUGGAAAGGAAGCAUCUACCAAGGACAAAAACACACUCGACACACCGAGCUCUCUUUCUCCAACAGACCAAAGUCCCCACCUCACCAGCUCCGCUGGCUCCGACACAGACUACGAGAGCGAGACCCUGUCCAGCCACUCCAAAGCCCGAGCCCAGACCACCAGGGCUGAGGGAGACCUACAGAGGGAGAACAGAGAGCUGCGGUCAGAGCUGCAGGACGUUAAGGAUGAGUUACAAAGGAGACUGGAGGAUCUGGAGACCCAGCGCAGAGCGGAGGCCGAGGCCAGGACCAGGCUCAAGCAGCUCAGCCGCAAACACGCCUCCCAAACCAAGACCUCCAGAGAGACGGAGGAGGAGGAGGAGGAGAGGGCCGAGAUGGGGAGGUUGAAGGAGGCACUGGCUGAACUUGAGAUACAGGUCAGGAUAGAUGCAGAGGACAGGGAGAGAGUGGAGGAAAGGAAAGGGAGGGAGAGAGACGACCGGGAGUCUGAAAGCAUGCUGCUGAAUCUCCAGCUAAAGAAGCAGCUGGUUGAGUUGAAGACUGAGCUCUUGAUAGAACAGGAGGAGAGAGAAAGGGAAAAGGAGGAGGAGAGGAAGAGAUUGAAAAACAAAGGGAUCGAAGGAACGAUUGAACUUACUGUGAAGCUGGAAGAGCUCCAGGCAGAGUUGGAGGAGCUGAAGAACCGUGGAGGUCUUGAAAGGAAGAACAUGGUAGAUAAAAACACCCCUCUGACAUAUCUCACCAUGCACCGUGACAUCCCCUCUAACUCCAACAAGCUACUACCAUCUCCAGACCAGCACCAUCUCCUGUGUGAGUCGACCACUGUUGUCCCGCAGGCAACAACAGCAGAUCUGAUCCGGGAAGAAGGAACUCUGAACAAAGCACCAGAACUCUCCAGACCUAUUGGUGAGGGAGAGGCCAUUGUGGAGGCUCAGAGGGGUAUGUCUGCCUCUGAGCUGGGUGAAACCACUGUGGAAGCUGAGAAAGGGAUAUCUUCCUCAGACCAGGGAGAGACCAAUAAAGACACUCUGAGAGGUGUAUCUCCCUCGGACAUGGAGAAAACCCCACUGGCACUCCAGAGUGCAGGCUUCUCAGCCUCAGAGCUAGCCCAAGAGGUGGAGCGUCUGCGGGGGGAGAGUGCCAGGGAGGCUGGGCGAGCUAUACACUCCCAGGCAAAGCUGGAGGCUUUACAGAGCCAGGUGACCAGGCAGACCCAGCAGCUGACCCUGGCCUUCGACCACCAGAGCAGACACAUCCAGGACCUGCUGGCAGAGCUGCAGGAGAAGGAGGGCGGCCUUCUCAGGCAGGGAAAGGAACUGCAGCACUGCAGAGAUGAACUGGCCACGCUCAGACAGGGGAUGGAGAAAGAGAGAGAGACACGAGAGGAAGAGAGACAGGAGGAGGAGAUAAAGAGCACUAGGGUAACUAUAACCCCUCAGCAGGCUGACCAUUACACAGAUAUACAUCAGAUGACACAUAGCACUCAGAAUGAGUCUGCCUCCGGGAUAGAAGAGACUACAGACAUAACAAUCAACCCACUGAACACUACCCAGGCUUCCUCUACACUUUGUGAUGAGGGAGGUCAGCUGACCACUCCACAGAAAAACUGUGUCACUGAAUGGCAUGAUGUAACAGAUAGCAGUACCACUCUGGGCGGCCAUCCUGCUGAACAUAAUACAGAGAAGAUGGUGGAUUCUAAGGCUUCUGCCCAGCCAGGCAGGAGUGAAGACACGAGAAACAAAGAGAAAUUCAAAUCUGACAGUUUAACUGUAGUAUGUUCCAAAGGGCAGAUGGAACCGUCUGAGAGUUCUGAGAUGAAACGCAUCCGUAGUGAAGAACAACAUUCAACGAAGGAGUUACAGCUAUCCCAGAGAGACCCGAGUCUAACCAGGACUGAGAACGCAUGUCUUACUGCAGAGCUGGAGAAAGCUUCUGGUCCUAUCAACAGACCAGAAGACACCAGGGGACAGGAGAGACAAGAUAGCGGAGGAGAGAGUUUGGCUGUAGAGCUGCAGUCUCUAAAACAGAAGAAUGAACUGCUGAAACUGACACUUCCAGAUGUGGCAAACACAGACCAAGAAACUAGUUCUGUCAGUAACACAACACUACCAGCGACUUGUGAAGAACCGGCUGAAAGAAAAGCAAAGAGAAGGAAAAGAAAGAAGCAGAGAGGAGGACAGGAAGUUAAUUCCACCUCUGGAGAGCUAAAGCAAAUCAGUGACAUUAUCACCUCGGGACGUGAGGCCACACUGCAUGAUGGAGGGAAACCUGUAGACGAGGAGAGAGGGGGAGUAGAGUCUGAAGGAGUGAAGGAGAUGGGGAGAGGGGGAGUAGAGUUGGACAGAGGGAGGGAGACGGGAGCUGGGGAUGAGGGGAGAGGGGGAGUAGAGUUGGACAGAGGGAAGUUGGACGGAGGGAGUGAGGCGGGAGCUGGGGAUGAGGGGAGAGGGGGAGUAGAGUUGGACGGAGGGAGGGAGACGGGAGCUGGGGAUGAGGGGAGAGGGGGAGUAGAGUCUGAAGGAGUGAAGGAGAUGGAGGCAGGGGAUGAGGGGAGAGGGGCAGUAGAGUCUGAAGGAGUGAAGGAGAUGGAGGCAGGGGAUGAGGGGAGAGGGGCAGUAGAGUCUGAAGGAGUGAAGGAGAUGGAGGCAGGGGAUGAGGGGAGAGGGGCAGUAGAGUCUGAAGGAGUGAAGGAGAUGGAGGCAGGGGAUGAGGGGAGAGGGGCAGUAGAGUCUGAAGGAGUGAAGGAGAUGGAGGCAGGGGAUGAGACUCUACUAGACACUACUCCACUGGCUCCACUCCAGAUCACCUGCCUAGAGAAGCAGGUGGUGAUGCUGCAGGCUGAACUGCAGUCUCUCUCUGAGGAGAACCAGAGGCAGGCUGAGGAGCUGACAGUGUGGAGGCUAAUGGCCCAGCCCCUCUGUCUAGACCCAGAGGACCUCACCUCUGCUACCCUCAGCCCUGGCCACAACACUGCUACCCUCAGCCCUGGCCACAACACUGCUACCCUCAGCCCUGGCCACAACACUGCUACCCUCAGCCCUGGCCACAACACUGCUGGACACAACACUGCUACCCUCAGCCCUGGCCACAACACUGCUACCCUCAGCCCUGGCCACAACACUGCUACCCUCAGCCCUGGCCACAACACUGCUGGACACAACACUGCUACCCUCAGCCCUGGCCACAACACUGCUACCCUCAGCCCUGGCCACAACACUACUACCCUCAGCCCUGGCCACAACACUGCUACCCUCAGCCCUGGCCACAACACUGCUACCCUCAGCCCUGGCCACAACACUGCUACCCUCAGCCCUGGCCACAACACUGCUACCCUCAGCCCUGGCCACAACACUGCUACCCUCAGCCCUGGCCACAACACUGCUACCCUCAGCCCUGGCCACAACACUGCUACCCUCAGCCCUGGCCAACACAGCAGUGUGAUGGUGAUCAGAGAGGAUGAGCUGCUUCUCUCCUGUACCUCCAGUAGACUGUAUGGGAGGACCCUGGCCUCAAGACUGCAUCACUGCAAUUCUCCUGAAGCAAAGAGUCUCCAAAACCCAUCCAGAAAGAACAAAUCAACACAUCCCCAAGAGACAGAAAAACAGACCAAUGAACAUGGGGAAGAUGGUGAAGAAGCAGACAUCACCAAAGAUGUUUACCAAAUCUCAGAGCUCCAGACCAAGGCAACAGAGCACACUAACCAAGAUGAUUCAGAAAACAAGACCAAUCCAAACACUCCGAGAGCAACAGAUGAGACCCAGGCCAAAGAAAUAGUCUCAAGGCACAAUCUAGACGUCAUAGAACUAGAUAACAAAGAGUUCCCCACUCUGUCUCUCGCUGAGGCUCAAUCCACUGAAGCACAGUUCUCUGAAACAAACCAUUCCAGUCACCAUCAAGAGGUACCAAUCUCCACUGGUGUUGAGAAUAAAAGUCACUCCUCGGUCCGUAGAAAAGUCACCACUACAUCAGAGUGGCGAACUGAGAGAACGAUGGUGGAGACCAAGGUUCUGAGUUCAAAGGUCAUACCAGCAGGAUGGACAGGUCAAGAGAGAUUGAGCUCUGUAGAGGUGAGUAGUACCAGCUCUCAGACAGAGGAGGGGAGAGAAACAGGCGCCCUACCAGAAACACACCACGUAUACACACAGACGGAGGAGGAGGAGAAUGAUGAAGAACCCACAGAAUCACCCCCUGUGUCACCAGUCCAGAUGUCUGAGGCCGAGGGGGUCAGGAUGUUGUUUUCUGGGUCCUUCCCGAUCCCUGCUGACCCAGCCCGUCUUGCGGAGCGGAUCCGUCGUAACCGGACUCAGAUGUCUGCAGCGUACGAUGAUACGGAAUACGAACCCUACGGCCUGCCUGAGGUGGUCAUGAAAGGUUUUGCUGACAUUCCCAGUGGUCUAGGCUGUCCGUACAUUGUGAGGAGGGGGCUCCUGGGUACUGCUGCUAUGCCCCGCCCCCAGAGAGAUCUCGGCCAGAGGGAGGGGGGGCAGGAGGACCCUGAUUAACCCCCAACAGGUGAAGCGUUUAGCCCCUUAGAACCUAAUAUCUGCACCGGUCACACAAAUAACAGCUCCAUCAUCACACAGUUUACGUAUUUCAGCACGUAUUUCACAAUUAUCACACGGUUUGUGUAGUCGUAAUGUAAACCACUAUGUGAUCGUGAUAGAUUAUACAAAGUCUGUAGUUGCAUAAUGUUGUCUUUAGAAAGGACGUUUCAUGUGGAGAUGACAUUAACUAGUUCCACAUAUGACUGACAUAAUCGUCUGGUCCUCCUUGGGAGAGUAGGGUGUCCCCCAUGGCAAUCCACCUCUCUCCUGUGUGGGUUCACAAGUUCCACAUAUGGUUGAGUGUGUUUGUUUAUGCCGUGUGUCAGAGUGUUUGUACAGAUCCACUGGAAGACCGUCAGAGGAGGAGUUAAUUUCACUGGACCUGCUGUGUACUGACCCCCACCUCCUGCCCUGAUGUACUGACCCGAAUAAAACCUGUUUCAUCUCUUGUGUACUGAAACACCUGAAGAGGGACAACUGUCCCCUGCUGACGUUUAAGACCUUUCAUUGAGUUAUACAGAGGCUCAUUGGUUUCGAUGCACCUACUACAGUACUGUUCUUUACAAAUCUACUGGUUCAGAUUUCCUUGUUGUGGUUCAAAUGAGAAAUGGUGCCUUGUUUUUAUUUAAUUUUUAUAAGCUACUUUAGGCCAUGGUCCAUUGCCUGUUGUGAAAACUUGAAUUUUCAUUUGAAUAGUCUUAUUUAUAGACUGUUGAAUGUUUUAGUGUGUGUGUGUUAAUAUUGGUUUUUAUAAGCAGUGGGUGUACAUUUGAGGGAGCGUGUGUCGGUUUGUACAAAACUGUACAUGGAUGAGUACGUACUGCAUGUGUAGGAUGAUGUCUGGUCGUUAUGUUUUCUCAAUAUUAGCCUGUGCCUGUGUAUGACUCAACCUAACCUGAGCGUGUUUCCUCUCCUUGUAUGGUGAUCCACUGGGAACGCUCCUUCUCUUCCCCUCCCUCGUCCCCUCUUUCUGUUCUUUCCCUAUUCAUUUCUCUCUUUCUUUACACUCAAACCUUUUUAAAAAUGGCACCCUCUGUGCUCUUGAAUUUACACAAGUGCUAAACACACGAGUGAGGUAGUUUAUUUUUAUUUUUUUAGAUACACUAUUUAAAUUGUGCAGGUUUUAGUCUGCUUUUUUGGACUUUUUUAGUUUUUCCUAGAUUUAAUAUAUUACAUUUUUGGGGGGAUAGAUUUUUCGUGCACGUUAGUGAUUGUGCCUUAGUUUUCUAGAUUUUCAGUUGCAUCAAUAAACUGCCCUGGUUUGAAACAAUAUUCACUUAAGAGAUUGUAUAUCAAAUGAAUUUAUAGCAUCUUAAAUGUAAUCUUGGUACUGCCACCCUCAUUGGUGUGCUUUGAGGAAGUGUGUGCACUUGUAUACAAAACAUGAAGAACUCUUUCCAUGACAGACUGACCAGGUGACUACAGGUGGAAGCUAUGAUCCAUUAUUGAUGUCUCUUGUUAUAUCCACUUCAAUCAGCGUAGAUGAAGGGGAGGAGACAGGUUGAAGAAGGAUUUCUGGUAGAGCAUGGCACUUGCAACGCCAGGUUUGUGGGUUCGAUUCCCACGUGGGACCAGUACAAACGAAAUAUGAAAAUGUAUGCACUCACCACUACAUGUCGCUCUGGAUAAAAGCAUCUGCUAAAUGACUCAAAUGUAAACGUGUGUGUGUGCCAUUCAGAGGGUGAAUGGGCAAGAUAACAUAUUUAAGUGCCUUUGAACAGGGUAUGGUAAUAGGUGCCAGACUCACCGGUUUGUGUCAAGAACUGCGACACUGCUGGGUUUUUCACACUCAAGUUUUUCCGUGUGUAUCAAGAAUGGUCCACCACCCAAAGGACAUCCAGACAACUUGACACAACUGUGGGAAGCAACUGCCCCAAUGAAGUGAGGCUGUUCUGAGGUCAAAGGGGAGUGCAACUCAAUAUUAGCAAGGGUUCUUAAUGUUUUGUACACUGUGUUUUGUUAACGAAACCUUCCUCCAUUCCAAAUCCGCUCCGACCUUCUUUCAGAGCUGAGGUUUAUUACAGCGUUACUGCAUGGUACUAAGAUGAAUGUGAGUUGUUAUUGGUUUUGUUGUGGUCUAAAUAAUCUCUCAAAACACCUAUUUGUUUUUAACACACAACUAAAUAAGUUAACAGCCAUUGGAUCUGAUAGAAAUUACAGGUUUAAUACAUUGUGGAGUGAUUUUAACUUGAUAUACAUAGUUAGCUACACUUGCUUUCUGUCACUACUGACAUGAUGCAUGUAGCCACUAGCAACAACCAUGUCUUCUCUAGAUUCUAGAAGCCUGGCGUGUGUUCUAGAACACGUAUGGGCUGUUACAGUACCAUUCACUAGCCUUCUGAACACGCCCCUAGCUGAGUUAUCUGUGGGAUCUCUGGGUGGUGGGACUAGUCCAAGGAGUCCAGCAGAACGCACUGGAUUCUUUCCCCUGUAUGUGACACUUUUGUGUGAAUGUAUCGCUGUUGAUGCUUUGUGUCGCUGUUGAAGAAGAUAGAUUAAAAAGGUUGAUCUAAA